UUGAAAAUUCGAACCGAACCAUAAACAUGAAAUGCAACCGAAUCCAGACCUUGUCCGAGCCAUCGCCAACCGCUAUGCCGCGAAUCUCCGCCUCUGUUUGCCGCUCCGAAGAACGUCUCUGCAACUCGCGCGAGCUGUCCAUGGGAAUAUCAUUACUUUCGGGUUCCAGCCACAUGCCCAUAUCCUGAACCGUUUGAUUGAUGUUUAUUGUAAAUCGUCAGAGCUUGAUUAUGCACGCCAACUGUUCGAUGAAAUCUCUGAACCAGAUAAAAUCGCUAGAACCACCAUGGUUUCCGGGUAUUGUGCUUCUGGGGACAUCGCCCUCGCUCGGUCGGUUUUCGAGGAGACUCCUGUGAGUAUGCGAGAUACUGUGAUGUACAAUGCGAUGAUCACUGGCUUCUCACAUAACAAUGAUGGCUACUCUGCUAUUAACCUGUUUUGUAAGAUGAAGCAUGAAGGAUUCAAACCUGAUAACUUCACUUACGCAAGUGUUCUCGCAGGUUUAGCGCUAGUUGUCGAUGAUGAGAAGCAAUGUGUGCAAUUUCAUGCCGCAGCUUUGAAAUCUGGUGCUGGUUAUAUUACUUCGGUUUCGAACGCUCUGGUGUCUGUGUAUUCGAGAUGUGCUUCUUCGCCGUCUCUGCUACAUUCAGCUAGAAAAGUGUUUGAUGAGAUCCCUGAGAAAGAUGAGAGGUCGUGGACGACUAUGAUGACGGGUUAUGUAAAGAAUGGUUGUUUUGAUUUAGGGAAAGAGUUGCUUGAGGGGAUGGACGAAAAUAUGAAGCUGGUUGCUUAUAAUGCUAUGAUUUCUGGUUAUGUUAAUUGCGGUUUGUAUCAGGAGGCAUUGGAGAUGGUUAGAAGGAUGGUUUCAUCAGGAAUUGAGCUUGAUGAGUUUACAUAUCCUAGCGUUAUAAGGGCGUGUGCCACUGCUGGAUUGCUUCAGUUGGGAAAGCAAGUUCAUGCUUAUGUAUUAAGAAGGGAGGAUUUCUCGUUUCAUUUUGACAAUUCGUUAGUUUCGUUAUACUACAAAUGCGGUAAGUUUGAUGAGGCAAGAGCCAUUUUCGAGAAAAUGCCGGCAAAAGACUUGGUUUCUUGGAAUGCGUUGUUGUCAGGGUAUGUUAGUUCUGGGCACAUAGGUGAGGCGAAGUUGAUUUUCAAAGAGAUGAAAGAGAAGAAUAUUCUAUCAUUGAUGAUAAUGAUAUCUGGGUUAGCUGAAAACGGGUUUGGAGAAGAAGGUUUGAAGCUGUUUUCUUGUAUGAAGAGAGAAGGUUUCGAGCCUUGUGAUUACGCGUUUUCUGGGGCAAUCAAAUCAUGUGCCGUGUUGGGAGCGUAUUGCAACGGGCAACAGUUCCAUGCACAGUUGGUUAAAAUAGGGUUUGACUCUAGCCUCUCUGCUGGAAACGCUCUCAUUACUAUGUAUGCCAAAUGCGGGGUUGUGGAGGAAGCUCGACAGGUGUUUCGAACUAUGCCUUGUCUGGAUUCAGUUUCGUGGAAUGCGUUGAUUGCUGCACUGGGACAGCAUGGCCAUGGUGUUGAAGCAGUAGAUGUGUAUGAGGAGAUGUUAAAGAAAGGGAUAAGACCCGAUCGGAUUACGUUGCUUACAGUUUUGACAGCAUGUAGCCACGCGGGUUUAGUCGACCAGGGACGGAAAUAUUUUGAUUCUAUGGAGACUGUUUACUGUAUACCUCCAGGUGCAGAUCAUUACGCAAGGCUGAUCGAUUUGCUUUGUCGUUCUGGGAAAUUCACUGAUGCUGAAAGUGUAAUCGAAUCAUUACCUUUCAAACCUACUGCAGAAAUCUGGGAAGCUCUUCUUUCUGGUUGCAGAGUCCAUGGAAACAUGGAUCUAGGGAUCAUCGCUGCAGACAAACUCUUCGGUCUCAUACCAGAACAUGAUGGGACAUACAUGCUCUUAUCGAACAUGUACGCAGCUACUGGCCAGUGGGAGGAAGUGGCAAGGGUACGUAAACUAAUGCGGGAUCGAGGGGUAAAAAAGGAAGUGGCUUGUAGUUGGAUUGAAAUGGAGACACAAGUGCAUACAUUUCUGGUUGAUGAUACAUCACAUCCAGAAGCAGACGCUGUUUACAAGUAUCUUCAAGACCUGGGUAAAGAGAUGAGGAGACUCGGGUAUGUACCAGACACGAGCUUCGUGUUGCACGACGUAGAGUCUGAUGGUCACAAGGAAGACAUGUUGACUACUCAUAGUGAGAAGAUUGCGGUUGCUUUUGGGCUAAUGAAACUUCCUCCUGGAACAACCAUUAGGAUUUUCAAGAACUUAAGGACUUGCGGAGAUUGUCACAAUUUCUUCAGGUUCUUAUCGCGAGUGGUGCAGCGAGACAUUAUUUUGAGAGACAGGAAGAGGUUUCAUCAUUUCCGGAAUGGCGAGUGUUCUUGUGGUAACUUCUGGUAGGCGAGGGAUUCGUGUUUGGCAAAUUCCAUUUAGACUAUCAUUCUUACAUUUUUUUGCAAGGAGAAAGCACCAGUAAAUAAAGAGACUCAAGGAGAACAGCUCUUGAAUCCUGCUGAGUCAGAUGUUGAAGACAUACCAUAUUCAUUGUUCUUGCAGAUUGCUGCAUCUCCUCUAGCAAAUCCCUUAUACCCUAAUAAUACUUGCUUCCCAAG
Molecule: messenger RNA, 2616 nt
Organism: Arabidopsis arenosa
Lineage: Eukaryota; Viridiplantae; Streptophyta; Magnoliopsida; Brassicales; Brassicaceae
Source: the annotation of a GenBank genome assembly